Messenger RNA from Chanos chanos (milkfish), 4134 nucleotides. It is a transcript of the gene slc4a5a, whose product is annotated as solute carrier family 4 member 5a. Gene Ontology annotation, cellular component: plasma membrane. The coding region runs from base 16 to 4134 and encodes 1372 amino acids. The record is from RefSeq and is a predicted model, not a curated record. Gene Ontology annotation, biological process: bicarbonate transport; DNA integration; monoatomic anion transport. Gene Ontology annotation, molecular function: sodium:bicarbonate symporter activity; nucleic acid binding; monoatomic anion transmembrane transporter activity. The transcript is spliced from 28 exons. NCBI's taxonomy places the organism in Eukaryota, Metazoa, Chordata, Actinopteri, Gonorynchiformes, Chanidae.
CGGAGACGGUCGUCAAUGUCUAGUCGGGAGGCGGCCGAAGUUGAAAGGGGCCUGCGCUAUGACCAUCACAGACACGAGCACCGCGAGUGUGACGAUCGAGACCGCGACCGGUAUGAACUGGAAGAGGGCGGACUCGACCCGCCGGAACAUAGCCUCCAGUCGGACAUCAACAGAACAAUGUCCCCGGCAGCUGAGCGUUUGCGCUACAUUCUGGGAGAUGAUGACGACACAAUGCCCACUCCCACUCUCUUCACUGAGAUGGACACGCUACAGCAUGAGGGGGAUGAGCUGGAGUGGAAAGAGUCAGCUAGGUGGGUGAAGUUUGAGGAGAAGGUGGAGGAAGGAGGAGAGAGAUGGAGCAAACCUCACGUUUCUACACUGUCCUUGCACAGUCUGUUUGAGCUACGGACCUGUCUGCAGACUGGUACUGUUUUGCUGGACCUGGAGGGCUACUCUCUCCCACAGAUAGUUGAUGACAUCAUCGAGCGCCAGAUUGAGGAGGGUCUGAUUGGACCAGAGCUCAGAGAGAAGAUUAGCUUUGUGUUGCUACGGAAACACAGACACCAGACCAAGAAACCCAUCCAUCGCUCACUUGCAGACUUGGGCAAAUCCAGCUCACCCCGUAGUCCCAGCCGCACACCAGCUGCCAGUGCUAACUUCAACCGCUCCACAGAGGACCUGCGAUCCAAACAGGCAGGAAACUAUGGCCGUCUCCGCCAUGCCCAGAGCCGAAGCAUGAGCGAUAUCGCAGACACACCGAGCACAGACCAGCUGAAGAACAAGUUUAUGAAAAAGAUUCCCAGAGAUGCAGAAGCCUCUAAUGUCCUGGUUGGAGAGGUGGACUUUUUGGACAAGCCUUUUGUUGCCUUUGUGCGCCUGUCCCAGGCAACCACACUGGGUGGUCUUACUGAAGUCCCAGUGCCCACCAGAUUCUUGUUUGUGCUCUUGGGACCGCCUGGAAAAGCCAAAUCUUACAACGAGAUCGGCCGAGCUAUCGCCACUCUGAUGGUGGAUGAUCUCUUCAGUGACGUGGCUUAUAAGGCUCGGGACCGAGAGGACCUGAUCGCAGGCAUCGAUGAGUUCUUGGAUGAGGUCAUAGUGCUUCCACCGGGAGAGUGGGACCCCAAAAUACGCAUUGAGCCCCCUAAAAAAGUGCCCUCUGCAGACAAAAGGAAGUCAGUUUUCUCUCUGAACGAGCUGGGACAGAUGAAUGGAGCAGCUGGAGGAGGAGGGGCGGUCAGCGAAGAUGAAGAGAUGCCGGUUCCUCAUGAACUGGGAGAGGAACUGGCCUUCACUGGCAGAUUCUGUGGAGGUCUGUUUCUGGACAUUAAGAGGAAACUGCCCUGGUAUCCCAGUGAUUUCUAUGAAGGCUUUCACAUUCAAUCCAUCUCUGCUGUUCUUUUCAUCUACCUGGGCUGCAUCACUAACGCCAUCACUUUCGGAGGGCUUUUAGGGGAUGCCACCGACAACUAUCAGGGUGUAAUGGAAAGUUUUCUUGGCACUGCUUUAGCAGGGACGGUUUUCUGCAUGUUUGGAGGUCAACCCCUCAUUAUUCUCAGUUCCACAGGGCCCAUCCUCAUCUUUGAGAAACUACUUUACGAAUUCAGCAAGAACAAUGGGAUCGACUACAUGGAGUUACGUCUGUGGAUCGGGAUGCACUCCUGCCUGCAGUGCUUCCUUCUGGUCGCCGUGGACGCCAGCUACAUUAUCAAAUACAUGACACGCUUUACAGAGGAAGGUUUCUCCAGCCUUAUCUCCUUCAUCUUCAUCUCCGACGCCAUCAAGAAAAUGGUUGGCUCCUUCAAAUACUACCCCAUCAACACCGACUUCAAGCCUGACUACGUCACCGCCUACAAGUGCGAGUGUGUGGCCCCCGACCCCAGUGAGUCAUUCCAUGGCACAGGGUCACAUCCUUUGUGUGGUUCUCUCGCCUCCUCUGUCAUCUCCCAGUUAAAUGUCACAGCCCUGGAUUGGACACAGCUUAGCAAGAAGGAGUGCGUGAAAUACGGCGGCUCUUUGGUGGGCAAAUCGUGUAAGUAUGUUCCAGACCUGGCCCUCAUGUCUUUCAUCCUCUUCUUCGGCACCUACUCCAUGACCGUGUCGCUCAAGAAGUUCAAGUUCAGUCGCUACUUCCCUACGAAGUUACGCAAACUCAUCAGUGAUUUCUCCAUCUUCAUGUCAAUCAUGACAUUUGUGGGCGUGGACAUGUUGUUGGGGCUUAAAACACCCAAACUGAUUGUGCCAACAGAAUUCAAGCCCACUCGUUCUGACCGUGGUUGGUUGGUGAUGCCCUUUGGGAAGAACCCGUGGUGGGUGUACCUCGCGAGCUUUGUCCCCGCUCUCCUUGUCACCAUCCUCAUCUUCAUGGACCAACAGAUCAGUGCAGUAAUUGUCAACAGGAAGGAGAACAAGCUCAAGAAAGGGUGCGGCUACCACCUGGACCUGUUCUGGGUGGGUGUCCUCAUGGCUGCUUGUUCGUUUAUGGGGUUGCCAUGGUAUGUGGCUGCCACGGUGAUAUCCAUCGCUCACAUCGACUCGCUGAAGAUGGAAAGUGAGAGCAGCGCACCGGGGGAGCAGCCGCAGUUUUUGGGCGUGAGGGAACAGAGGUUAACUGGAAUCCUGGUAUUCGUGCUGACUGGUGUUUCCAUCUUCUUGGCCCCAGUGCUACAGUUUAUCCCAAUGCCAGUGCUGUACGGUGUUUUUCUCUAUAUGGGCGUGGCUUCUCUCAAUGGCAUCCAGUUCUGGGAAAGGAUCAAGCUUUACCUGAUGCCGUCCAAGCACCAGCCGGACUUCACUUUCCUUCGUCACGUGCCCCUGAGGAGGGUCCAUCUCUUCACAUUAGUGCAGAUCAUUUGUCUGGCGGUCCUCUGGACCUUAAAGUCGACCUUCCUCGCCAUCAUCUUCCCUGUCAUGAUCCUGGGACUGAUGGUUGUGCGUAAAAUGCUGGACAUGGUGUUUUCCCAGCACGACCUGGCCUGGUUGGACGACAUUCUCCCGGACAAAGAGAAGAAGAAAAAAGAUGAUGCGAAGAAGGAGGAGAAGAGAGAGGUGGUCAUUGAGACUGAGCGGAAACGACAAAUAUUCCUUGAGUGUCACUUUAACGACAUUGGCCAUCAUCUGGGACAGAAGAAAACUGUCCACAGAAUCCAGAGCAAAUACUACUGGCUUGGCAUAGUCAAGGAUGUGGUAGACUGGAUUAAAGUAUGUGAAACUUGUCAACAGACUGAACGAAACAAAAACAUGGCCAGAACCAUUCGACCAAUAAAAGUGGACGGACCAUGGGAGGUUGUUGGGAUUGAAAUAUGUGGUCCGUUUCCUGUGACUGCACAAGGAGGCAACACACAUGUUGUUAUAAUCACAGACUACUUCAGUAAAUGGGUGGAAGCCCUCCCAGUACAAAAGAAAGAUGCUCUUUCUGUAGCAAGAUGUAUUUCGACGUCCAUUUACAGGUUUGGAUCUGUGAAGACCAUUUUUUGCUCUCAAAGUGCUAACUUCUGUGAGGAGGUAACAAAGCAGCUAUGCGACCGGUGGAACAUUGUUCAGAAGGUAACGUCCGUUGACCGGCCGCAGAGAAAUGGGUUGUACGACCGGAGCAGUGAGCUGCUUAGAGAUGCCAUAAAACAGGUGGCGCUAGAGAAGCAGGCCGAAUGGGACGACUUCCUCGAUCCAGUUCUGUCGCUUUUCCGAACGUCCACAAACCCCACCACGAAGUUCACUCCGUACGUCCUCAUGUUCAACAGGAAACCCAGCAUGCCCAGUGAGAUGAAGCUGGAUCUCCUCAGUUACGAUCAGGAGCAGGAGGCCUGUCCUGUGAAUGAGGAGAGUGUCUCCGCCGUAAUGUCCUCCAUGCAGGAGCAGCAGCACUCCGUCAAACAGCUGGUAAUUGCCAAUAUGAAUGCCGCAUACAGACAGGAGAAGAAGAAUGCCAAACGCCGCGCGAGAAGCAUACCCUCCAUCGCGCUUAACGUCACAGACCCAUUAUUCAACACAGAGGAACCUUCUUCACCAAAGAAACUUAAAGACAGCUUGUACCUUUCAUUUCCAGUUGAGACAGUUCUUGCCACAGAUCAAAGCACGCCAAAUGACAAGAAGAACAACUUGGAGUAUCCAUUGGCAGGUUCUAAUGUUAACUGA